Molecule: messenger RNA, 492 nt
Organism: Saprolegnia parasitica CBS 223.65
Lineage: Eukaryota; Oomycota; Saprolegniomycetes; Saprolegniales; Saprolegniaceae
Exons: 1
Coding region: 1-492 (163 amino acids)
Molecular function (GO): metal ion binding
Source: RefSeq, a predicted model, not a curated record
AUGGACAGCAUUCAAGUGCGAGAAGCGUGCGACCGGCGCGCAUGGGUCCGCGACGGCGACCGCAGCUCGUGCAAGGAGUGCAUCAAGGGCUUCUCGGUCACGCGGCGGCGGCACCACUGCCGCGUCUGCGGCGACAUUGUGUGUCAUAGCUGCAGCGCGACGGUCUACCUCCUCAACACGACAAGCAACGUCGGGCGCGCGUGCCACAGCUGCGCGCGUCCGUCGCUCGACCACAGUCCGCCGCGCCGACGGUUUGCGCUGACGUCGGCGCCGUGGUGUGAGAGCAGCAGCAGCGCAUGGCACGCCGACUGCGUCAUUUGCCUCGACCCGUUCACGGCGCAGAGCGACGCGCAUGUCGUGACGCUGCCGUGUCAGCACGCGUUCCAUCGGCAAUGCGCCGACCCGUGGCUGGCAACGCACGACGAGUGCCCAACAUGCCGCCGCCCCCUUGCGCAGGAUCGCACUGCGUUUUUAGAGUUUAUUUUCUUCUAA